Amoebophrya sp. A25 is the source of this 307-nucleotide messenger RNA. NCBI's taxonomy places the organism in Eukaryota, Dinophyceae, Syndiniales, Amoebophryaceae. The record is from the annotation of a GenBank genome assembly.
CUGGGUUCUACGAACGUAAAUCUUGCAGGACUAGUUUCGAGAGUUGUUGGGUAUUAAUACUUUCAUGGUCUUUCUGCUAGUAUUUUGAUUACUCAUUACUGUAGGUCGCUGUUAAAUUCAUACUUAUGUUGAGGGUUUCUAUUUGAAGAAGAACACUGGUCAUUGUUAAUUCGUUCACGUCCUAGUAAGUUGCCAAAUGAUGAAGUCUGCCUAGGUUUAGAAAUACAGACUCAACAGUAUCAGGCACGUCGUUGGGCAAUGCUUGGUCUUUUCGAUACGAUCGAAGUACGCAGCGGUCAGCCUUUGA